AUGGCGGCUGGCUGUUGUGGAGUUAAGAAGCGGAACUUAUCAAGUUCCCCUCCUUACAAUUCUGGAGGUGAAGAUACUUGCAUCAGUGAAAUCCAAUGUCAUACAGAAGAGAUGAGUUUGGGGGGAUCUGGAGUACUAAUUAAUGGACUUCGGGAACAAGUUGAAGGAGAUACAAACCUAACUCCACAGAACUUAGUUGAAGAAACCGUCCAAGGACAUCAAGAGGAUGGAGGUAAAUCAGACUCUCCUGGAGCUCCGAAGAUGAUAGUGUCCCCUGAAAUGUGCUACUUUUGUUUCGAUGUACUCUACUGCCACCUGUACGGGUACCAACAACCCCGUACUCCGGGAUUCACUAACGAACCCUAG
Molecule: messenger RNA, 366 nt
Organism: Vombatus ursinus (common wombat)
Lineage: Eukaryota; Metazoa; Chordata; Mammalia; Diprotodontia; Vombatidae
Product: AMME syndrome candidate gene 1 protein-like
Exons: 1
Coding region: 1-366 (121 amino acids)
Source: RefSeq, a predicted model, not a curated record